This is a messenger RNA of Rhodamnia argentea, 1491 nucleotides long. Its product is annotated as protein CDI. The coding region runs from base 441 to 1199 and encodes 252 amino acids. Lineage: Eukaryota; Viridiplantae; Streptophyta; Magnoliopsida; Myrtales; Myrtaceae. The transcript is spliced from 2 exons. The record is from RefSeq and is a predicted model, not a curated record.
UGAGACUUGCCUGAGCAGCGGCGCCAGGAGGACGUGCUCGAUGUUCUUGCGCGGAAUUUCGCUUCUUCUUUUUUCCGAUUCCUGCUACGAGUCGAAUCUGUGCUUUCUGAGAAAAAAAAAAAAAGGAAAAAAGAAGAUGCAUUUGGGCGUCGCGUGCGCGUUUAGGUUUCUGGGUUGCAAUCGGGUGUUGCGGGCCGAGGCCAUUCCGAUUCUGGGGAAGAAUCUGGAUUGCCUAUUCGGUUUUUCUUUAGAUAUCGACCGAAAGCUCGUGGGAUUCGUGGGAUUCAACAUAGGGGAUAUUAAGCAUAUCGAAAUGUGCAAUCAGCUGAUGAAAAUCAGGAUGUGCAGCAUUAUUCGGUGAAACUAGUAUCUCGUUUUUGUUCGUGGCACUGCCUGUCCCUUCCAAAAGGCUUGAGAUAGUUGAGGAAAUCUCCAGCGAGAUGAUGAAUGGUGCUGUUAAUGGCGCUACUAUGAAGAAUUCACUUGAGAAGCCCUUCAAGAUCUUCAUCGGGUACGAUCCACGCGAGGACCUUGCUUAUGAGGUCUGCCGCUACUCUAUUCUGAAGAGAUCAUCCAUUCCUGUUGACAUUAUCCCCAUCAAGCAAUCUGAAUUGAGGAAGAAUGGCUUGUAUUGGCGGGAGAGGGGGAAGCUCGAGAGCACCGAGUUCUCAUUUUCUCGGUUCUUGACUCCACAUCUGGCUAAUUAUGAUGGUUGGGCUAUGUUUGUGGACUGUGAUUUUCUCUACUUAGGGGACAUCAAAGAAUUGAGGGGCCUGGCGGAUGAUAAAUAUGCAGUAAUGUGUGUUCAACAUGAUUACACGCCUAAAGAGACCACAAAGAUGGAUGGAGCCGUGCAAACGGUGUAUCCCAGGAAAAACUGGUCUUCAAUGGUACUGUAUAAUUGUGGACAUCCCAAAAACAAGGUGUUGACACCUGAGGUGGUGAAUGCCCAGACAGGUGCUUAUUUGCACAGGUUUCAGUGGCUUGAUGACAGUGAGAUUGGCUCGAUACCGUUUGUGUGGAAUUUCCUUGUGGGGCAUAACAAGGUAGUCGAAAAUGAUCCCAGUACGUUCCCUAAAGCCAUACAUUACACCCUUGGAGGUCCGUGGUUUGAAGCUUGGAAGAACUGUGAGUUUGGAGAUUUAUGGACCAAAGAAUCCGAAGAGUAUCAGAAGCAGGACAAAUCCAAAGUAGAAUAGCUGUGUACUAAGAUUAUUUUACUAUGAUUAGUUAAGGUCGUCAUGAUGCUUCGUUCUCAUUGCUUGAUAUAUUUGUUAUUCCAUUUUGGCUUUAAGAUGCUAAUUCUAUUAGCUAUUACUAAUGUGGGGUGUUGCUGGCAUAUGCCACGUAUUAGAUGUUCUCAAGUAUCUACCAUUUUUUCAUUUGUAAUAGAUGAGUGUGAUGCGAUAGCAUAUAUUUAAAUAUUCAAUAAUUCUUAAGAUGUCAUCAGUGUUCGAUGAGAAAUUUAUCACUUCUGAUGGUUUUUGCUGA